AAUACAGGAAGGGGGGGGAGUCGAUUCCAAUUGAAGGACCAGGCGUAUUUUGCAGGAGACCGAAAAGAGGUACAUGUUAAAAGUACAUAGGAACACAGGGAUUUGGGCCCAAAAUGAGUGCAACUAGCCCCUAGCACAAAGGUAAUAGUGGGAACUAACGAUUUCAAGUCCCCUUAUGGACAUAUUGAGAUGGCUGCCGAUGGGACGAAUGCCUCCUUUAGGCUGCUGCCUCUUAAUAUUGGUGAUGACUUGUGGGGGACUAUUGACAACAUGCAAACAAGUGGAGCUACAUCUGGAUAGUAUUCAAGAUGUUUGGGAUGGUCAUCGGCUGCUUACACACAUUUUGUGUGCAUCCGACAUCAGUCUUUUCCUCGUCUCCCUGUUUAUUAUCCUCCUGCUGUGUUGGCAACUGGAGGAGCAACUGGGCACGCUGUGCUACCUGUAUGUGUCCUGCAUGUGUACUCUGUGCUGUGCCACGCUUUAUCUACUGAUGUCCUGGUUGCUAUCUUUGUCACCUGCACCCGCUUUCGGCUACCUUGGCACACAGUUGGCUCUGUUGAUGGUGCAACAUCCACGACUGCCAUGUCGCUUUGGCAGACAGAUGACAUUUUUCCUGCCUUGUGGUAUUCUGAUUGUUACCCAUAUUUUGAGCCCACAAUCUCCUCUACUUUUUCACACAGGUGGGGUAAUCAGUGGCCUAAUCUCCCGAUCAGUACUGCUCUCAAGUGUAGAGUGGUUAGAACCUUGGAGACGCACAUUGGAGAGAAGUCGUCUAUGUGGUACUCUUCAGUCUGUUGCUCUUGCAUCGUUCAUACCAUCGGGAAACAGACAAACCGUGCCACCAGGUACAGAUGAAAGAGAAAAAGUAGAAAGGCUUCCAUUCUUCAGUAGGGAUGUGUCUGAGACAGUUUUCCAUCCAGAUGUGCCUUUGGUGAACGUUUCUAUCCAUGCUCCACUCUUUGCUGAACAUAGAGAUAUUCCUUUAUCUGUUCUGUUUGAGGAUCCAGAACAACUGGAAAAUGAAAUGCUGAAAGCUGGGAUCCAGGCAUCUCUACAGGACUAUGAGCAGCAGAGGAUGAGUGAACCCACUCUGCACAAGUCCAGCGUUUCUACAUUCAGGCUUCAGCAAUUGGAGCGAAUGGGAUUCCCUACAGGUCCUGCAGUGGUGGCAUUAGCAGCAACUGGCAAGGUGGACACAGCAGUGUCCCUGCUUGUAGAGGGGAGGGUCGGGGAAGACAUGAAGGUAACCAGUGAAAGACAAGGUGACUCGUUGAAAAGAGAAACAACGGCCCUGAAACCAGAGUGAGCCAUUUACACAUCUUGCCUGUGUUGUAAAAUUAGGAUCUACUCUGCUAACAAGACUUUAUCCAACCCAAGACAAAAGGGGUGAUUGGAUGGGACACUUAUUUUUAAUAACUUGGUUAGAGUAAUGUUUAACUUUGGCACAGAACAGAUCCAUUCAAAGACUCAAGUCUGAGGUGAGAUCUAGGUUUUUAGAUAAGCCUUGGUACCUUCUGUUACCUCAUUUUAAACAAAGCAUUGGCUUUUUCAUUCCCACUAUUAUCCCAGCCUCAGACACCAACAUUAAGAAACAACAUAUUUAGUACAAAUUAAUCUUGGGGAAAAAAAGAAUUAACAAAGAUUUCAAUUUAAAAAGAAAAAAUCUUUUUAUUUAUACAAAG
This is a messenger RNA of Pelobates fuscus (common spadefoot toad), 1682 nucleotides long. It is a transcript of the gene RHBDD3, whose product is annotated as rhomboid domain containing 3. NCBI's taxonomy places the organism in Eukaryota, Metazoa, Chordata, Amphibia, Anura, Pelobatidae. Gene Ontology annotation, molecular function: protein binding; serine-type endopeptidase activity. Bases 176 to 1306 code for a protein of 376 amino acids. The record is from RefSeq and is a predicted model, not a curated record. The transcript is spliced from 7 exons.